AUGGCUGGAUUUAGAAGUAGUAAAUGGCUAGAAAUUCGGACCUGCAUUAAAGCAAGGAGUCAUUUGGGUUUAAGUGCACGGGAUCUUUUUGCUGAAAUUUGUGACAUAUAUGGACACCAUGAAGUGUCUUACAGCACUGUUACCAGGUGGAUAUCCCAUUUUAAAUCGGGUCGGGAGCAGUUGCAAGAUUUACCAAGGAGUGGGCGGCCAAAGUCUGUGACCACCGACAAAUACGUCAAAAAAAUAAAACAACUAUUAGAGAAAGAUGCUAGAUUAACUUUGCGAGAACUAGCUCGUCUUACGGGGAUAUCAUCGGAACGAGUUUAUUCUGUUCUAAAGGAAAAGCUGAAAGUUACAAAGAUUUCUGCUCGUUGGAUCCGUCAUUUGCUGACGCCACAGCAGAAACGGGAGCGUGUAAAGAAGGCCAAGUCACUACUGAAGUUGUACUCAGAAUGUAAAGGUAACGCGUUCACUGAAUUGGUAACGGGUGACGAAACAUAG
Messenger RNA from Mercenaria mercenaria, 501 nucleotides. RefSeq names its product protein GVQW3-like. NCBI's taxonomy places the organism in Eukaryota, Metazoa, Mollusca, Bivalvia, Venerida, Veneridae. Bases 1 to 501 code for a protein of 166 amino acids. The transcript has a single exon. The record is from RefSeq and is a predicted model, not a curated record.